Messenger RNA from Ixodes scapularis (black-legged tick), 1032 nucleotides. RefSeq lists its product as uncharacterized. Gene Ontology annotation, molecular function: amine binding. Gene Ontology annotation, biological process: symbiont-mediated perturbation of host defenses. The record is from RefSeq and is a predicted model, not a curated record. The coding region runs from base 1 to 1032 and encodes 343 amino acids. Lineage: Eukaryota; Metazoa; Arthropoda; Arachnida; Ixodida; Ixodidae. The transcript is spliced from 6 exons.
AUGCAGAAAGAAUACGUUGCUAUGAACCUCCAGUGCGUACUGUUGUUCGCGUAUUUCGCCGCGGCUGAGGUCUUGGCGCAGAGCCGCAGAUGGACACCGAGCUUUCACUGGACGGAGAAAAUGACCAUCAAGAACCCGGAAAACAGCCCUUACUUCAACGACCCAGAGCUUGGGUCUCUGCAAGAUGCAUGGAAGGUCCUAGAAGAAACGUCAAAUGAUACGUAUGUUUUGUUGUUUCGCACGAACGCUCCCGUUUUUGGGAAAUGUAUCUCCACAACAGCAAAUAUCACAGACAAAACGAACAAAACCGCCAAUUACACAAUAAUGAGUUAUGAUACGGAAAAAGAGAAAUACGAGAAUACCACAAUACAAGUGAGAGCUCUGAAUCAAACUGACUACCCGCUUGAAAACGUUAUAAGGGCAAACUUCGAAGGAAGACCCCCAAAUGCUACUCCGGUUCCCCCAGGAAGCUACACGUACGCUGAGAAUGAUAACUCCACCUGCUAUUCCAGAAGUACUUUCUUUCCUGAUAGGGGAAAUGCUGUAAAUCCUCGGCCGAGUGCACGAGACUACGAUUAUUCUUUGGGAAAUGUUCUAGAUGAAUUGUUCUACAAUCCGAAAAGUGCUGACUAUAUUGACUUGUAUGUCGUAUACAACGAGCCGCAAUGUUAUAUCCUUAGGAAUCCCGCAGCCCAAGGAGGAUGCGACUUGUGGCUGAGAAAAACCGAGUUGAAAAAGAUAGUGGAUGACCUGGAAGACGAAAUUAUAAAAAAAAAAGAGGAGCUCUAUGAGGAGAAUAAGGAAGAAUUGGGAAUCUAUGAAAACUGUACUGCGAGCGAAGAUCAAAUAGAAGAUCUAAAACUUUACGUAGAAGAUGGCAUUGAAAGAUGGUUUCAAGACAUCGCAUGGAAAAAGAUUUCCCUCGACUGCGUUCUCGCCCACAUGAUAACCUGUGGAGAGCCAGUAUUUAGAGUUUACAAUCCGAUAACCUGCAAUACCACACUAACAAGGCAAUACCUGUCAUUGUCUUAG